AAUAUUAUUACUUCUUUCUUCGUUUUGCUUUUUGAAAAACCGGACACUCUUCAUACCUCACUUCACACACCUUCUCUCCGUCCUGCAUUACUUGACAUUGCUUUGCAGGGAAGUUAGCGUUUUGGAAAGAUGAAGAUCUUGAAGAAAACCAUCAACAUUUUCAGGAAGAAAACCUCUCCUAAAGAGGCUUUAAGGGAGAGCAAGAGGGACAUGGCCACUGCAACGAGAGGAAUUGAGCGUGAGAUUGCCUCUCUUCAACUGGAGGAGAAAAAAUUGGUUGCGGAGAUCAAGAAGACGGCUAAAACUGGAAAUGAGGCUGCCACAAGAAUAUUAGCUCGUCAACUUGUUCGGCUACGCCAACAAAUAACUAAUUUGCAGGGGAGUCGUGCCCAGAUUAGAGGAGUGGCAACUCAUACUCAGGCUCUAUAUGCUAGUACUUCAAUUUCUACUGGUAUGAAAGGUGCAACUAAGGCAAUGGUAGCAAUGAACAAGCAAAUGGAACCAACAAAGCAAGCUAAAGUGAUAAAAGAAUUCCAGAAGCAGUCAGCACAAAUGGACAUGACGAUUGAGAUGAUGUCAGAGUCUAUUGAUGAGACAUUGGACAAAGAUGAGGCUGAAGAGGAGACGGAGGAGCUCACAAACCAGGUUCUUGACGAGAUUGGUGUGGAUAUCGCAUCUCAGUUAUCUUCAGCUCCAAAAGGCCGGAUUGCAUCAAGGAAUGCUCCUAACGUUGUUACAGCUGCUCCUAAAACUACAACUAGGUAUCUACCUCCUUCUAGUUCCGAAUCUACUGAUGUUGAGGAUCUCGAAAAGAGGUUGGCCUCUCUUCGCCGCAUCUGAUCUGGAAUGUUUAGCAUUCAACCCUGUUCAAACCUUCCUUUCCAUGUAAAUUUUCUAAAAUAUAUAAUGGAUUUGAUGAAGUAAGCUGGUCUUGUGUUCCUAUAUAUCUAUUCUAGUCACUGCUGAAGCUACAGAACUCAUUCAAAUCUUUUUUCUUGUUUGUGGAUCUCUUCUGAAAUCAAACAGUUGCUAUGGUCUUGUGGUUAUGGAUUUAUAAUCCUUAUGGAGUUACUAGUAGAAUAUGGUUAUUAGUA
Mangifera indica (mango) is the source of this 1094-nucleotide messenger RNA. Its product is annotated as vacuolar protein sorting-associated protein 2 homolog 2-like. The coding region runs from base 130 to 840 and encodes 236 amino acids. NCBI's taxonomy places the organism in Eukaryota, Viridiplantae, Streptophyta, Magnoliopsida, Sapindales, Anacardiaceae. Gene Ontology annotation, cellular component: multivesicular body; ESCRT III complex. Gene Ontology annotation, biological process: protein transport; late endosome to vacuole transport; endosome transport via multivesicular body sorting pathway. The record is from RefSeq and is a predicted model, not a curated record. The transcript is spliced from 11 exons.